This is a messenger RNA of Culex pipiens pallens (northern house mosquito), 835 nucleotides long. RefSeq names its product LDLR chaperone boca (gene boca). The coding region runs from base 127 to 672 and encodes 181 amino acids. NCBI's taxonomy places the organism in Eukaryota, Metazoa, Arthropoda, Insecta, Diptera, Culicidae. The transcript has 2 exons. Gene Ontology annotation, biological process: protein folding. The record is from RefSeq and is a predicted model, not a curated record.
AACGAAUACGUCAGACGUGUUAAGUGGAACACCGAAAUAAUACAAGAAAAUUGUUUAGUUUACAGAACUCUUGGAUUUAUUUAAUGAGGACAAUAUUUAAGUGAAAACACCCAAAAUACGUACAAAAUGCACAAAUAUCUGUUGAUUACGCUUUUGAUUGUAAGUGUUGGACUUCUUGUUGAAGCUAAAAAGUUCAAAGAUGAAGAGAAACCAGCCUGGGCUAAGAAAGAUAUCCGGGACUACAACGAUGCCGACUUGGAACGGCUGCUGGAUCAAUGGGAGGAAGACGAAGAACCACUUGAACCGGAUGAGUUGCCGGAGCAUCUGCGGCCGGCCGAACCCAUCGACAUGUCCCAGCUGGACCCGAGCAAUCCGGAAAACAUUCUGAAGGCAUCCAAGAAGGGCAAAACGCUGAUGAGUUUCGUGACCGUAAAUGGGAAUCCCAGCAAGCAAGAAACGGAGGACAUUACCAAGCUGUGGCAGACCAGCCUGUGGAACAACCACAUCCAGGCGGAACGGUACCUGAUCGAUGACAAUCGAGCCAUCUUUAUGUUCAAGGAGGGCUCGCAAGCGUGGGAGGCGAAGGACUAUUUGGUCGAGCAGGAGCGCUGCCUGCAGGUGACGAUUGAGAAUAAGGACUACAAGGGCAAGCACAACAAGGAUGAACUGUAGGGUGGGGAUGGGAGCUGUGGGACGGUGAUUCAAGAAGAAACAAAGUAGGAUUUCUUGGGUAUUAGAUUUGAAUUAAAUUGUCCUAAUAUGGUGGAAUGUAUCUGACUGAAUCGUAAGCAUUAAUAGUAAGGAUUUGUUAAUAAAAUCUGAGUGAAAUACACUA